GAGUCUGGAGGAACGGCCCGCCCCUGCGGCCCCAGAGGCAGUUGGGCCCUCGAGGCCCCUCGCGCGUUGGGAUCAAUGGACGGUUCCUCAAGUGCCGGGGAAGGUGGGGGGCCGAAGUGGGAGGCCCGUGGGGACGGGCGGGCCCACACCGGCGGGUGUUUUCAGCAGCCUGCCAGCAGCCAGGGCGGCGGAGCUCCGGGACCGGGCCGGCGGGACCUCCGCCUGCUUCCUGAGCUCGCGGACGCGGAGUCUGGACGCCCGCUCUUCCACAUUUCACUUCUGUCCCCGCCACACAGAUCAAACGGCAACCCGAGCACAGCCCCCGCGGGGCCCGCAGACCGCAGCUUGAGAUUACAGACAUCCUGCCAAAAUGAUUUCUUCAAAGCCCAGACUUGUCAUACCUUAUGGCCUCAAGACUCUGCUUGAAGGAGUUAGCAGAGCCAUUCUCAAAACCAAUCCGCCAAACAUCACCCAGUUUGCAGCAGUGUAUUUUAAAGAACUUAUUGUGUUUAGAGAAGGGAAUAAUUCUCUGGAUAUAAAGGAUCUGGUUAAACAGUUUCAUCAGAUUAAAGUAGAGAAGUGGUCAGAAGGAACGACACAAGAGAAGAAACCAGAAUGUGUAAAAGAACCAGAAAGAACAUCUGUAGUUUCCAAAGAACCUAGACGGAUGGAAAAGUCUACGGACACAGAGGAGGACAACAUAGCUGGACCGCUAUUUAGAAACAAAAUCACUCAGUUCCCAUCGAUUCACGCAGAGCUGCAACCUGAGCCUGAGGAGACAACUGAAGCAGUUCGUGGUCCUUCGAAACCACCCACCCCUAAAGUUACUACCCCACCCUCAUCACCAUCCCCAGCAGCUGUCUCACCAGAGUUUGCCUAUGUCCCAGCUGACCCAGCUCAGUUUGCUGCUCAGAUGUUAGGUAAAACUUCAUCUAUUCAUUCUGAUCAAUCUGACAUUUUAAUGGUGGAUGUGGCAACAAGUAUGCCUGUUUUGUCCGAGGAGAGGCUGAGCUUAGAGGCUGCUGAAGAUAUUGUGGUGGCCUCUCCUGUUGUGUAUUCUGGAGAGAUGGUAGCAAUGCGGGUUCAGAGCCAAGAAACUGUCCAUGUAGAUUUGCAUUCUAAAGACCAGGCUGAACCAUCAACGGCUUCCUCAUUCCCCUUGCAGGAUGAACAAGAACCUCCUGCUUAUGAUCAAGCUCCUAAGGUCUCUUUGCAGGCUGAUAUUGAGGUUACAUCAAUCCUUCAUAUAUCAUCUAUCUAUAAAGAUCAGCCUGUGACUGCAGGAGUUACUUAUGUUGAGCAAAUACCAGAACAAAUAGUUAUCCCUUUUACUGAUCACGUUGCUUGGCUUAAAGAAAAUGAGCAGUCACCACCAGUUAGUUCCGUAUCUGUAGGAGGCAAGAGAGCCUCAGGCAUAUCUGAAAAAUCUUUAGGUUCUGCAAAACCUGCACAGUUGGAGGAGAAUGCCAAAUAUGAUUCCUCAGUACAUAUGGAGGCAGAAGCAACAGUUCUGCUCUCUGACACCUCUUUCAAGGGUCAGCCUGCACAAUCCCUGGAUGCAGAGGGCUCUACCAAAGCAGGAGGCUCUGAAAAAUCUCUACACCUUGAAGUGGAGAUCAUUGCAGUAGUCCCUGGCAAUCCUGGAGAGGAAAACUCUGCAUCCCAGGAGACGAAGGUCAAACCUGUGCUCUCUGGGGAAGAUGCAGAAGCAGUACACUCAGAUGCAUCUGUAAGAUCAUCUGGUGGCCCCUACCCUCCUGUUCCAGAAGGUUUUACUGAAUCAGACAUUGAACCAGAAUGAGGAGCAGCACCUGAACAAGGUUUGAUGGAGCCAGAUGCCAAAAAAUGAUGCUGUUUGAGUCGAUGAUCAAGGUGGAGUCUGCCAUCAAGCGUAAUAUAUCAAUAAACUUCAUGCAAGCAUAAAACCUGGUAUUCUUAUUUUGUAAUUUAAGAGGUAUACAACCAAACACAAAAGGCCUUAAAUCUUUUCAGACUUGUAUCACAGUAGCAUUUUCCAAUUCGUACGUAUACAGUGUAAAAAAACUUUAACCGUUCCUACUCUAGCAGAUCUAGUCACAAGUUUUCUGGCCAGGUGCUGCCACUUGAUCAUUCUGUGUCUGGCAUUCACACCAAGUGAACACAGCAGCACUUCACUAUACUGCUGUACUACCCAGAGAAUACUGAGUGCUAACGGCCUACUUAGCACUGGGCACCC
This is a messenger RNA of Equus quagga, 2215 nucleotides long. RefSeq names its product calcium binding tyrosine phosphorylation regulated (gene CABYR). Gene Ontology annotation, biological process: sperm capacitation. Bases 371 to 1801 code for a protein of 476 amino acids. The transcript is spliced from 5 exons. NCBI's taxonomy places the organism in Eukaryota, Metazoa, Chordata, Mammalia, Perissodactyla, Equidae. Gene Ontology annotation, cellular component: cytoplasm; sperm fibrous sheath. Gene Ontology annotation, molecular function: calcium ion binding. The record is from RefSeq and is a predicted model, not a curated record.